UCUGUGUGUGUGCGUGUUUUCCUCUCAGAUAUGGAUGAGUGUCUGUCGGGGCCCUGUAAACACGGAGGAACAUGUGAGGACCAGCCGGGUUCCUACUACUGCCACUGCCAACACGGCUUCAGAGGACAAGACUGUGAGAUCGAGCAGGACAGAUGUGAGUCCAGCCCCUGUUUGAACGGCGGUGUGUGUCGGGGCUCCAGGAACAACUACCUGUGUGUGUGUAAAGAAGGGUUCUUGGGGGACCGCUGCCAGUCAUUGGAGAAUCCCUGUGUACUGCAGCCGUGUGGGAACAGAGGCCUCUGCCAUAGUGACAGGAAAGGGAACUACAGCUGUACUUGCAAAGUGGGUCACACAGGCAAGGACUGUGAGAGAGACCUGUUGCCUCCCUCUGGUCUGCAUGUACUACGGGUGGAGGAGGAUGAGGUGGAGCUGCGCUGGGACCUGCCGGACCCCUCGUCUCAGAGCCUG
Messenger RNA from Oncorhynchus gorbuscha (pink salmon), 468 nucleotides. Its product is annotated as sushi, nidogen and EGF-like domain-containing protein 1. Gene Ontology annotation, biological process: establishment or maintenance of epithelial cell apical/basal polarity; heterophilic cell-cell adhesion. Gene Ontology annotation, molecular function: calcium ion binding. The annotation marks the transcript as partial. Gene Ontology annotation, cellular component: protein-containing complex; plasma membrane. The transcript has 4 exons. The record is from RefSeq and is a predicted model, not a curated record. Lineage: Eukaryota; Metazoa; Chordata; Actinopteri; Salmoniformes; Salmonidae.